CUUAACUCUAAAAAUCAAUUAUAAUUUUUCACUUAUGUGAACUAGGAGUCUUUCUUUUAAUGGUUUUAUCGACGUAUCAAAAUUGCUAUUUCCUCUCGAAAUAAUGGCAACGAUACACAUCAAUGCUAUUUAUUGAAUAUUCUUUUAUUAUCAUGUAAUUUCUGUUCUAUUUUUGCUAAUAUUCUAAUACUUUUAAAGCCGUCCACGAGUGAUCAAAUCUGGCUUUGAAUUUCUCCUUUUGUCCCUAAGGUUGCUGAAGAAUACAUAAUUUUGGUUAAACAAUCCCCAUUUAAAAAGAGAGAAAAAAAACUCCAUUUAUAUUUCUCUUCUUUUUCUUUCCCUCUCUUUUUUUUUGUUUCAUGUUAUCAGAACGUACUCAACCACCAGGUCAUUUAGACCUUGGUAAUUCACUUCAAAUACCUCAGGGUCCACCUUCACCCUCUUAUUCUACAGUGUCAUUUAUGUCGUCAGUCACUUGGAUGGCCGAAAAGACAACGACGGAACUUAUUCCAUUGUUAAAAAAUGCAUAUAGCGCAUUGAAAGAUAAAGAAAAAGAUUUAGUAUUAGCUGCCGAAAUAGGAAAAUCUUUAUUAGAACAUAACUUGCGCUUAAAGUCUAGUUAUGAAUCAUUACUCCAGUCAACAACACCCCCAAUUACGCCUUCUUGUUCUACAAUACCAUUGGAGGAUUCUGGUAUUGAUUCAAGUGACGAUGAAAGCAGUAGUAUGCGAUUCGUGCCUUCAAGAGGUACACGGGAAGCCAUGAUUGAAGUUUUGGAGAAAAAGAAUACAGAAUUAGCAUUGAAGCUUGAAUCUGCCAUGACAGAACAAGAUCAAUUAAGAACAUCCAACUCGAAAAGAACGCGUCAACUCGAGAAUGAGAUCAGUUUGCUAAAGGGCAAUCUGGAAAUUGCAACUACUAAAAUACAGGAACUUCAAGACAUAAAUCAACGUCAAAAGAAACUAGAAGCUGCCAAUGCAUCUAUUAGCCAGCAACAACAGGAAAAUGAUACUUUGGUAGAUGAACUCUAUACAGAAAUCAACAAGAUAAAGCAAGAAAAAGAGAUAGUGAACCAAUCAAAGCUUGAACUGGAAACCAAGUUAGCCAACACAUUAAAAGACCUUGCGGAAUUGAAAAAGCAAUUUGAGAAAUUUGAGUUCACACAAAAGGAUUUCGACGAAUUACAAGAUGCUUACAAGCGCCAAUUUGAUCAUAUUGAUGAACUCAAUCAUAGCCUCGAAGACCAUCGAAACCUCCUUCAAAAACUUAAAGAAAGAGGCAUCAAUAUUCAUUCAACACCAGCCCCAAGUAUGUUUGGGGGUGAAGUAGAUGACCAAAAGUUCCGAAAAAAUACACUUUUGGGGGAACUCGAGUCAGAAUGGAUGAAAACAAACUCACCUCAGCUGCUUCCUUCUUUUAUGAUCGAGAAAUCAUUGGCCGCCUUUUAUAACAUGCCCUCGAUUGGAAUUGAAAGUAUCUUGUCCAAGGCUACUGGUAUUGAUCCACAGCUCUUAGAUGAUGCAUUAGAGUUUAUCAACCAGAUUGAAAAAGAACACAUUGAAGAAAAACUGUUGUGUGAUAAGUUCGAUGAAUGUGAUUUUGGUGUACUGCAUGAUCCUUAUCCAUCAUCUGGCUUGUAUCCUAGUGCAACAAAGCCAGAGCUGAUGCAGAUGCAACGUUUUGCUGAACCUAAAACCUUUGUGGGACGUCUCCGUGUUCGUAUCCAGAAGAUAUUUAAUCUCGUGUGGAAAUGGUGUCGAUUUAUUAUGAUUCUUACCACUGCCCUUGUUAUAAGUGCAUGGCAAGGACCAGAUUCUUUACUUGUCACAUAUUAAUUUUAUUGUAAUUCUUCAUAUAUAUCCUGUACACAACCUAUAACCCCUCUUUUUUUUUGCAUUCAUAUCUUUAAUAACAUAAUCACAUCC
Messenger RNA from Gilbertella persicaria, 1925 nucleotides. RefSeq lists its product as uncharacterized. NCBI's taxonomy places the organism in Eukaryota, Fungi, Mucoromycota, Mucoromycetes, Mucorales, Choanephoraceae. The transcript has 2 exons. The coding region runs from base 360 to 1835 and encodes 491 amino acids. The record is from RefSeq and is a predicted model, not a curated record.